This is a messenger RNA of Archocentrus centrarchus (flier cichlid), 2008 nucleotides long. RefSeq names its product B-box and SPRY domain containing (gene bspry). Gene Ontology annotation, molecular function: protein binding; zinc ion binding. Lineage: Eukaryota; Metazoa; Chordata; Actinopteri; Cichliformes; Cichlidae. The record is from RefSeq and is a predicted model, not a curated record. Bases 39 to 1457 code for a protein of 472 amino acids. The transcript has 6 exons.
CUCCUCUGCCGCCGGUGCACCUGUUCUGUUUUCGAGCCAUGACCGAGGAUUUCGAAACGUGCGAAUUAACAUGCUCAUCUCCAUCUGGUGACCCAGAGGAGACUUUAAAAACUGUGAAAAACGGGAAUAUGGAGUGUCCGCAGCCCAUUUUCACCGCGCUUGGAGGCGGUAUGAAGUCGCCGCAGGGGGUGGACGCACCGCGGCCGAGUAGCAGCGGCAGCCCCGGCGGCGUCGGCGGAAAGACUUCACCAGCUGCGGCCACCUCCGACAGCGAGUCGGGGAUCUUUUCUGCUGAAAGUGAGGUCUGUGUGGACCACGAGUGUGAGCUGGACUGGUUCUGUGGCACCGAGCAGAAGCUCAUCUGCUCCCAAUGCACCAUCGUGGGCUCAUGCCAAGGACACACUGUGACCCCUCUGGCCACCAGAGUUACCGCAGUCAGGAACAAACUGGUGGACGUGUGUGAGAAAAUGCAGCUGCAGGCACUGAGGAUUGAAAGAUUUAUCGAGCAGACACUGGCAGCCAAAGAGCAGAAGCUUCAGGCAUCAGCGAGCAGGGCGAGGGAGCAGGUGCUGGCUCAGGUGAGCGCUGCACGUGAAGCCCUGGAGGAGGAGGAGCAGCGUCUUUUGGAGGAGGUGCAGAGAGAGGAGGAGCGCGUGGAGCAGUGUCUCCUCACCCAGAGAGCCCACUGGAGCCAAGCGUUGGCGAAUCUGUCGCAAACACGCUCGCGACUGGUGCACACGCUAACAAACACUCCUGACACACAGCUGGUGACCAGUGUCCAGGAGAUAGCCGAAAGGGUGGAGGAAGCAGAAGGGGUUGGGGAGCCCUGUGACACAGACCAGCUCAGCCUGAACCCGUCCUGCACUGAAAGCAAACUGCUCAGGGGCCUGUGGGCUACUGCAGUAUUGCUCGGGCCAAACGCUUAUGGAUCAUCUCAUUUAAAGUUCGAUGAGCGCACAGUGAGCCCUCUUCUCACUCUCUCUGAUGACUCCUGCACUUUAACCUUCCUCCACAAAAAAUCACGGCAGUCUCCACUCUACGACCCAGCACGAUUUAAUUCUUGGCCCAACGCCCUGGGUUCACUGUCUAUGUCCUCCGGCACCCACAGCUGGGUGGUAGAUGUGGGCCAGAGUGGGGCCUUUAAAGUCGGGGUCUGCUACGCCUCUCUGGAGCGCAAAGGUUCUGGGAACGAGGCUCGACUGGGCCACAACAGUCAAUCCUGGGUGCUGUGUCACUAUGAUGGAGACUACUCCUUCUGCCACGCAGGGAAGAAGGUACCGCUGCACGUGGUGAGGAGACCGGAAAGGGUCGGCCUGCUGCUGGACUGGCCGAGUCAGACGCUGUUGUUUUACGAGCCUGACUCCUGUGCUGUGCUGUACUCUGUCACGCAGACCUUCAGUGCCCCGCUGCUGCCGGCGUUUGCCGUGACUGACCGCAGUAUCACCAUACUGCACUGAUGGACCACACACACACUGCCAAAAUUGCUAAAUGAGCUCAAAGAUGUGUAGAAACCCCAGGGAGAGGCAACUUCCUCCAGUGUAGCUAUAAUCAGCAGCUCUUUCAUCGGUGCAAUCGUGAAAGCUCCAGACACAGCACCAGUUUCUAUUUAUUUAAUUGUCCUGCUGUAGAUACUUUUAUUUUUUUACUGUUUCUGAUUACUUUUAGGCUUAAAUGUUCUUGUAUGUUGAUCACAUUAUACGUAGUGCUUUAAUCGUAACUGUUUUACAUGACAUGACAUGAGAACAUUUUUGUUUGUUUGCUCUGUAGAUAAGACCAAUUAUACUGGUUGAUCCAGGUCUGUUUUAAAUGCCAUGUGGAAAAGAACCUCACUAUGAAAUUACUCUGAAAUUAUUUUGUAUUGUCAAAUUUUAUGUUAUAUCCUCCUGAGACAUUAUGUCCUCUGUAGUGGUCACAAAAAAGAAGUUAAAUUGAAAGACGCUUUUUUUCCCCUCAGUUCUCAGGAGGUUAUGGUGAGUAAAGAAGUUAUUAAAAUUGACUUGUAUUAUUU